Messenger RNA from Sebastes umbrosus (honeycomb rockfish), 2304 nucleotides. RefSeq names its product heterogeneous nuclear ribonucleoprotein H3 (2H9) (gene hnrnph3). The transcript has 11 exons. The record is from RefSeq and is a predicted model, not a curated record. Gene Ontology annotation, cellular component: nucleoplasm; ribonucleoprotein complex. Gene Ontology annotation, biological process: regulation of RNA splicing. NCBI's taxonomy places the organism in Eukaryota, Metazoa, Chordata, Actinopteri, Perciformes, Sebastidae. Gene Ontology annotation, molecular function: RNA binding. Bases 142 to 1359 code for a protein of 405 amino acids.
AGCCGCCAAACCGUCAUCUUUCUCCAAGUCUCGCGAUAACAACAUACCUGAGCGAGUACCGUUAGUGACACCUGAAGCUGUGGACCGACCGGAGCAGGAGACCGGAGACCGGAGACCGGGGACGAGAGAGGAGACCUGAGGAUGUCUUUGAAUGAAGAGGGUUAUGUGGUUCGGAUCAGAGGACUACCAUGGUCCUGCACGCAGGAAGAGGUUGCCAGUUUCUUCUCGGACUGUGACAUCGUUGGGAAAGUAAACGGAGUGUGCUUUACCUACUCUAAAGAAGGCCGUCCCAGUGGAGAGGCAUUUAUUGAGCUGAAAAUGUCUGAGGAUUUCAAGAAUGCCCUAGCAAAGGACCGUAAAUACAUGGGACACCGAUACAUAGAGGUGUUCAAGUCAAACCGUAGUGAAAUGGACUGGGUGCUGAAACGCAGCGGUCCUGCUGACUAUGACAGCUGCAGCGGCUGCAUGCUGCGACUUAGAGGCCUUCCGUUUGGUUGCAGCAAGGAGGAGAUUGUUCAGUUCUUCUCAGGGUUGAGAAUCGUGCCAAAUGGGAUUACUCUGCCAGUGGACUACCAGGGGAGGAGCACAGGGGAAGCCUUCGUGCAGUUUGCCUCAAAGGAGAUAGCAGAAAAGGCUCUGGGGAAACACAAGGAAAGAAUAGGGCACAGGUAUAUAGAGAUUUUUAAGAGCAGUCGCAAUGAGAUCAGAGCCUACUACGAGCUGCCCCGGCGGGGAAUGGGAGGCCAGAGACCAGGGCCCUACGACAGACCCAUGAUGGGGGGGCCCAGAGGAGGGUUUUUUGGGCCCGGGCCCGGGCCUGGCCGCAGUGGGGCUCUGAUGGAUACCAUGAGGAGUGGAGGGGGCUAUGGAGGAGGUUACGGUGACUUUGACAACUACAAUGGUUUCAACAACUACUGUUUUGGCAACGGCAUGUUUGAUGAGCGAUUGAGAGGAGAGAGGGGAGGAAGAGCGAUGGGAGGCCAUGGGUACGGUGGUCAAAGUGAUGUUUGUUCAGGCUUCCAUAGUGGCCAUUUUGUUCAUAUGAGGGGUUUACCUUUCCGUGCCACAGAGGGAGACAUCGCUAAAUUCUUCUCUCCUCUGAAUCCACUGAGGGUCCACAUCGAUGUGGCUCCUAACGGCAAGUCGACUGGAGAAGCAGAUGUGGAGUUUCGUUCCCAUGAAGACGCUGUGGCAGCCAUGUCCAAAGACAAGAACCACAUGCAGCAUCGCUAUAUUGAGCUGUUUCUUAACUCAACAGCCAGUGGAGCAGCUGAAAUGAGUCGUGGCGGCGGUGGUUACUACGGUAACUCAGGAGGGGGCGGAGGCUCACGGAGCAGCGGGCUGCGAGGUUCAUACUGAUGAUGUCAUCUCACUCUUCCAAUCCAUCCUGACGUUUGUCUCGCGUCUCUUCAGGUCACAUUUACUCGAUUACUUUUUCUAAGCAGAAGAGCUGAUCUGAAGUCAGUCAUUUGUAGUGUAACAACCAUUCUUUUUAUUGUGGGUUUGUACUAAAACUUCAAUUCAGAUUCGAGAACAGACCAGAUAUGUAUGACCUUAACAAGCACUAUAAUUACACCAUUCCUAAAAGCAUAUGGAGAACAAAGCAAAUGGUCAAUAUUAAUAUAUUGGAGCUGUUGCAGGUGCUGAAAGGGUCAUUGGAGAUUUCUUGUUUAUCUUAUUUUUAAAACAAUUGGAUAUUGUAAUAUUUUACAUAGCUUUUUUUCUCUAGUGAUCUGAUUAAAUCUAACACCUAUAUUUUUUUUCUAGAGUUUUGAAUGGCCUCAAAGGGCGGUAACUUACAAUUAUUAGUGGCUUUAUUGGAAUGCACUUUAAUGAUUUGAUGCAGCAGAAAAUAAUAAUUUUGUGGCACUGUUGGGACCGAGCACGGUCACUCUGAAUCUAAUCAGUUGAGGUGAAUGAUGCUCUUUAGGAGAUGGAGCAUUGAGAAGCAACAUCAGCAUAUUACAAGCAUAUUUAGGCAAGAAAUUCUGAUUUAAAAAAAAAAAUAAAAUCUCAGUUUGUUCUAGUUUAAUAUAAUUUUCAGCAGAUAAUUUGACCACUCUGUAAUAUACUGUUUGAAACCGGAUUUCAGAUCAGUUUUCCUGGUUUAAAAAGUUUGAUAAAUGUGAGCCAGUGUGUUUUUUAUGAAUGUUUUCACAGUUCAUUACAGAAUUUAAAACUAAGUUUAAUAAUAUAUUCCGCUCUCAAAGAAUGGAAGUAAAACAAAAUCUCUAUAUUUGAGCUGUAAGAUAGCUUAUACAGCUGUUGUACAUUUUGUCUAAUAAAUUUUAUAUUUAAUUCUCA